UAAUCUUCCGCUUUAAUUUUCCACACAAAAAAUACCUCCAUCGCCUAUAUAAGAUGAUCGAGCUGAUCGGACACGUUUAGUAUAAUUUGAGCAAUAAUUAAGACAAAAAACAUGAAAUUUAUCGCCCUAUUUGUGGUAGUUGUUGCCGCUAGUUCUAUCAGCGCCGAACCGAUCCUUGGAAAUCUACUUUCAUCUCUAAAAAAUCCACUAGGUGGUGUCCUCAAAAGUGUAACUGGAACAGUAAAUGGCGUAGUGGACAUUGUUGAAGACACAGUUGAUGUAGUAGCUGAUGUCGUGAAGAGUUUAACGUGUGUGCUUGAUGGUCUUUUACACAGUGUUACGAACAUUACUCAAUCGUUAACUAGCAUAAUUGGAUCAGUGGCGCCACUUCUUAACCAAUUGACUGGAGUUCUUUGCGGAGUUUUCACCACCCUCAACGACACUGUUAACAAUUUGGAUGGAAUAAUUAAAGGUAUCACCGGUGUUGUUGGCAGUGCCCUUAAGGAUGUAGAAUGUGCAGUUACUGAACUAGUACAGACCGUGAACAUUGUUGUUGAAACGGCUACCCAUUUGACUGGAAGUCUCGACAGCCUUUUAUGCUCUAUCGAUCACGCCGUAUUAGACCUAGCUGCAACCGUAGAAGGAUUACUUAAUUCUGUUAUCGAAGUUAUCUCCGAGAUAACUGGUCCAAUUACUGAUGCCGUGCGUAAAGUGUUGUGCUCACUUCAGUUGGUUCUUCAAAAUGUCCUUGCAAUCGUUGACGAUGUUUUGUCAAACGUUUCAGCUCUGCUUGUAAAACUUGAUCUGCCAUUAAGUAAUAUUCUUUCAAGCAUUACUACUCAGUUAUCGCAGACUCUAGCUGACGUUGGUAAAAUCGUAGACAAUCUAAUCAAGAACGUCAAAUGUGUUGUCUCUGAAUUGGUUUCUGCAUUAAAUAAAAUUGUUGGUAGCUUGUCCAACACCCUUCAAAGUCUCGUUGGAACAGUUGGACGCAUUGUUGGAAGUCUGACACCUGUUCUUAUUGAUUUGACCAGCAGCCUAAAACCUCUGCCACUUGAUAACAUUGCUGGAAUCACAUCAGAUGUUUUCGAGGAGAUUAUUGGUGCCCUAAAUGCAGUUUUCGAACCAAUUAAAGGUGCAGUUUCAGCCAUUUCCGGUUUAGUCACUGAAGUUCUUGGUCUUGUUGAUGUAGCUGUUUGCAACGUUCAGACUGGUAUCAGCAUCCUUAUACAAACUAUUGGAUCAAUUACAUUGGCAAAUGCUCAACAAGCUGGAUGUGAAAAUGGUAUCGAUAAACAUCUGACAGCCGCUAUUGUCCAGUUGGUUGCAACGGUGCAAACAUUGGUAGAUUCCAUCGUUUAUCUAGCACAAAACACUCUAUUGAGCGCUGAAGUAGCCAAUGUUUUGGAAACCAUCGUAGCUUCUGUUCUCGCUGCUGUCCAAACCGUCAUCGCUCAGGUCGAAAUUUUACUGGUAGCGUUAAUCAAUGCUGUAGGUGAUGCAGUAUCAAACGUAACUGAUAUUUUGACUGUUGCUUUACGUUCAAUUACAUCCGCUCUAAACGAUGUUGGUGGAACUCUUGGUCAGAUUCUUAGUCAACUUAGUGCUGCUGUCGAUGGUCUAGUUAACUCUGUUGAUGCUUUGGCUAGCACUUUAACUGGUCUUAACGGAUCACUGACAGGUGUCUCCGGUGCUCUAUGCGGUACACUGUCCGGAGUCACAAGUGCUCUGGGCGGUCUCACUCAAAGCCUAAGCGGUGCUGUGAACGAAGUUGCCGAAACAGUCGAAUACGUUGGUGGCAGUCUUCAGGAACUUCUUGAUGGCCUUAAGUCAGCCGCGGUUGUGGCUUUAAAUCAAGUUGCUUGCAGUAUUUCCGACAUCUUACAGACAUUAGAUGCUGUAUUAACAUCACUUGAUGUAGUUAACAGUUGUGGAUGUGGACAAUAAAAUGUCGGGGCUAAGUAUUAUUUAGAUCACACGUAGAAAUAGAUUGAGAUCGGAUUGUUAUAUUGUUAAUAAAUGUAUGAAUGGACU
Molecule: messenger RNA, 2034 nt
Organism: Bradysia coprophila
Lineage: Eukaryota; Metazoa; Arthropoda; Insecta; Diptera; Sciaridae
Source: RefSeq, a predicted model, not a curated record